CUGUCUUUAUGAAAAUGUUCAAUAUUUUCAAAUUAUUAUUAUUACAGAAGUCAUAUGUUAUUUGCAACAAAACUUUAUUAGAGUUAAAUUAUGAGCAAAAUUUUAAGUUGUGAUUUCGAAGUGUUUGGUAUUGUGCAAGGUGUCUCCUUUCGCAUGUAUACGGAGCGACAAGCUAAGAGCUUGGGGAUACGCGGAUGGAUAAUGAAUACGUCUUAUGACACGGUUAAGGGUCAAAUUGAGGGCACGGAAGCAGUGUUUGCCGAAAUGUUAUUUCGUUUUAAAUUAAACGAAUGCAUUAAAAUGCAAGAAACGAAAAAAACGAUAUAAGUAGAGAAUGGAUCUAUUUUCAAUAUUUUCCAAGAAAAAGUAUAUCCACCAAAGAAAAAUUUAAGUCAAAAAAUCAAUAAUAUAACAAAAGGAGUAGGAAGGAAUCCAAUACCAAUAUUUCUUGAGAUAUAUAUAUGGUGUUUUUGAAAAGAAUACCCGUAAAAGUACUUCCAGGCAAGAAAUCUCGAAUAUCUCAAAAUACUUCAAUCGUAUAGUCACAUCCUAUUUUAUAUUUGCAAUUAUACAAAUAUGUGAUGUCAUGUUAAAAUAUACCCAGAAUAUAGCUUUCAAUCAACAAAGCCCCAAAUACCUCAAAAUAUGUAAAUACAAACAUACAAAUAUCAACUAUGUAUGAAAAAUG
Molecule: messenger RNA, 688 nt
Organism: Teleopsis dalmanni
Lineage: Eukaryota; Metazoa; Arthropoda; Insecta; Diptera; Diopsidae
Product: acylphosphatase-2
Exons: 4
Coding region: 91-327 (78 amino acids)
Molecular function (GO): acylphosphatase activity
Source: RefSeq, a predicted model, not a curated record